Periophthalmus magnuspinnatus is the source of this 1176-nucleotide messenger RNA. It is a transcript of the gene tmem230b, whose product is annotated as transmembrane protein 230b. The transcript has 3 exons. NCBI's taxonomy places the organism in Eukaryota, Metazoa, Chordata, Actinopteri, Gobiiformes, Gobiidae. Gene Ontology annotation, biological process: synaptic vesicle transport. The record is from RefSeq and is a predicted model, not a curated record. Bases 216 to 575 code for a protein of 119 amino acids. Gene Ontology annotation, cellular component: endomembrane system; synaptic vesicle.
GUUUGUGCGCAUGUGCGGAACUGGGAGGCUCAGUUUGUCAACAAGGAACAUUACUGUCCAUUUUUUCAUUUGUUCGUAUUUUUUUUUUCGACAUAACACCAUUUAUUGAAGUAAUGGCACUGUUAUUUAUCUUAGUAGUUGCCUAAUUAUUUGAUUAUAGCGUUCAUAUUAACCAUUGAAUACUUAAAGCAGUUUCCAUACAUUAGCCUGUAAGGAUGCCUGCUCGCAACGUGGUAUCUGAUAGCUUUUCAAACAACAAGGUCAGAUAUUCACGCUUGCCUUCUGACGAUGACGGCUAUAUUGAUUUACAGUUCAAAAAGAGCCCACCCAAAGUGCCGUACAAAGCCAUAGCCCUUGCUGCUGUACUCUUCUUAAUAGGGUCUUUGUUAAUCGUCAUUGGUUCCCUUCUACUCGCUGGGUACUUUGGAGUCACUCAUUCAGACAGAACUGUGCCUGUUCUCAUCAUUGGGAUCCUUGUCUUCCUGCCAGGGAUUUACCAUCUACGGAUAGCUUACUAUGCAUCAAAAGGUUAUCCAGGAUACUCCUAUGAUGAUAUACCAGACUUUGAUGAUUAGUUCCAAUCAUAUUCAUCACUGUAUGAAUUGCAUUGCUUGUUAACAUUGAUAAUUGUUGCCAGAAUUUAUCUCUUUAGCGACAGCUUAGAAACCAGUUGCCUGUAUACAUUUUUUUAUGUUAGCUAUGACUACUGCUAAAUGAAAAAUGUUAUCUCAUUAUAACUGAAUGCAUCAUAAAAUAAACUGUGAAAGUAGUUUCAGUUGUAAAUUGUUUUAAAUGGUUUAUUAGACUAUGUAGGAUUAAAUCUGAGGGUUCCCAUGCAUCCUGCAAAACCUCGAAAGCCUAAAAAGUCAUUGCCCUGUUUUCCAGACAUUGAAAAUGCAUGAAAAAUUUGAAAAAAGUCCAACUGUUCUGCAAAAUGUAUAUUUUGUCCAUGAAAAUUUCUCCACACUUUGAUUUGCUGUACUAUUGGAUAUCAAAUUAAUAGAGAAAGGAUUUUAUUCUGCACUCUUCUGUUUUAAUGUUAAUUUUAUGAUGAUUAUUUGUGAUUAUUUAUGUUUUUAUUUGUGUGAUUUUAAUAUCCCUCUUAUUCUGUAAAGCACUUUGAAUUACUUUGUGUACGAAUUGUGCUAUACAAAUAAACUUGCCUUGCCUUGCCUU